Molecule: messenger RNA, 1895 nt
Organism: Ochlerotatus camptorhynchus
Lineage: Eukaryota; Metazoa; Arthropoda; Insecta; Diptera; Culicidae
Gene: Ada2b
Product: Transcriptional adapter 2B
Exons: 4
Coding region: 193-1479 (428 amino acids)
Biological process (GO): regulation of transcription by RNA polymerase II; chromatin remodeling
Cellular component (GO): nucleus; SAGA-type complex
Molecular function (GO): transcription coactivator activity; chromatin binding
Source: RefSeq, a predicted model, not a curated record
GCGAUUUUAUGACUAAUUUAUUUCUUCUGUACCGCAGAACUGUUCGCCAAGUACACCUGCACAAACUGCCAGGAAGAUAUUCCCGGAAUCCGUGUUCACUGCGUCGUUUGUGCCGAUUUUGAGUUGUGCCUAGCGUGCUUCGCGGCCGGAGCCGAGAUCGGCCAGCAUCGAAAUGAUCACUCGUAUCAGUUCAUGGACUCGGGCAUAUUGUCGAUCUAUCGCGGCAAGGGAGGAUGGUCUGCUAGGGAAGAGUUGCACCUGUUGGAUGCCAUCGAGCAGUAUGGCUUUGGCAAUUGGGAAGACAUCAGCAAACACAUAGAAACCCGUACCUCGGAAGAGGCCAAGGAUGAGUACGUUUCGAAGUUUCUUAACGGAACUGUUGGACGUCAUACAUGGUCGACGGCCAUCGAUCAACGGCCUCAGCUAACCGAUCAUACAUCAGAUGAUACGGGUCCUCUAGGGCAGUUGCUCGUCCAGAAGCUACCGCCAAUGGACUGUUCCAACGAAGAAGCGGCUGCACUCGGAUAUAUGCCAAACCGGGACGAUUUCGAGCGUGAAUACGAUCCGACAGCUGAGCAGCUAGUAUCCACACUGUCACUGCAACCGGAUGAUGAAGAUGUUGAUAUGCUGCUAAAACUAGCACAGGUCGAUAUCUACACCAGAAGACUGCGAGAACGAGCCCGACGGAAACGGGUCGUUCGAGACUAUCAGCUGAUAGCAAACUUCUUCCGUGGCAAUGCCAAGCGAGUGCGCAUGAGUCGCGACCAGCGAGAAUUCCGCGAAAGAUUGCGUACUUUUUCGCAGUUUUACACAUCGUUGGAAUUUGAACGUUUGAUAGCCUCACUGGAACGCGAACGUACACUGCGCAUACGACUGUCAGAGUUGAAUCGGUACCGCUGGAACGGACUUCAACGGAUGGAUGAAUGUGUUCACUUUGAACAGCAUGCAGCGGCCGCACAGCACCGCAAUACUGGGCCCUAUGGACACGGUCGGACGGACAACCGAAACAAAGGCGGCUCAUGCGAAACAAGCAAGGGAUCCUCGGCGUUGUCCAGCUCACAGAUAAGAAGAAGCGAAAGCGACGGCCGAAGCUUAAGUUCCACCGGCCAAAAGCUCACGCACCACACCGACGACCGGGUCUGCUCCGACGGCUCAUACAACAGCAGAAACUACUCGGAUAGCUCACGGGGAACGGAUCCAUCGAGGCACCAGCAGUCGAAUCUCCACAGCCAUCAUCAUCAGCUGCAGGUGCAGUCGCUUCCGGAUCCGGUGCAGCAACAGCCCGGCGUACAGCUACUCACGUCAAACGAGCUACAACUGUGCAACUCCCUCAACCUGCCGGUCACUCGGUACCUUAGCCUGAAAACGGUACUGCUUGGCCGGCCAUCGCUCGACCACGGGAUCAAUUCGGUGGCCGAGGGCAUAGUGAAGAAAUAUCUCAUCAAGUCGGGUUGGCUGCAAACGAGUCCUCAGAACUGAGGAAACCUCGAGUAGAUGUUAUCAAAUUGGCAUUGAUCUCAAAUUGAAGGUGAAUAUUUGUGAGCGUGUUCUGUGUAAUAUCGACAUUAAUAGAAGCUGAUCCAAAAUCAACUGCAUUAGUCAUAUUCUGCACGGAUAAUCAGCAUCAUUUUCCAGCAUUAUGCAUUCUACAGACAAUUCCUCACGAUGGAAUCCAAUAGGUAGCUACUGAUACUGCCUGUUCAAAGUAAAUAUUCAAGUUUAAUUAGCGAUCAAUUUAUACGUGUUAUUAACGGUAGAUGUAGACAUUAAUCAAUAUUGGAUACUAGGUGUUACUUGGAAAGAGUAUACCGUUUUCUGUCACAGUGUUCACCGACGCUAGCUGCGAGCUUGAUUGUGGCGGAAAGCUUAGUCUGUAUAUAUAGUCCAUUUAAUAA